AUGGGUUUCAAGGACGAGCUGAAUAAGUUACGUGGUUCACUUACCAUGGCUCAUGCUUUUCUACAUGAUGUAGAGACGAGGCAACUUGAUGAGCCUAUUCAAGUUUGGCUGAAGCAGCUUAGAAAAAUUGCUCGUGAGGCGGAUGAUGUAUUGGAUGAGCUUGCCUAUGAAGAUCUUCGAAGGAAGGUGGAAACCCAAAUGAGAAAAAAGAUUAAUGAUCGAGCGCUUAAGUUUGGACUCCAACAAAGAGUUCCAACUCUGCCUCCAUUAUCUAGAGGGAGCCAAGCCACUCACUCCUUUGUUGACUCUUCCCAAGUUGUAGUAAGAGAAGCUGAUGUCUCAAAAAUCAUUGAUUUGUUGAUUGGCUCAAGCACUCGACAAACCUUCUCCAUCAUAUCUAUAGUGGGCAUGGGGUGUUUGGGGAAAACCACAUUAGCAAAAUCAGUUUGCAACAAUGAGCGAACAAGGAAUUAUUUUAAUAAAAUAAUGUGGGUGUGUGUGUCUGAAAAUUUUUAUGUUCAAAGGAUAUUACAAGAGAUGUUAGAAUCUCUUACUGGGCAAACUUGUGACAUGAAAAAUAGGGAUGCUAUACUUGAAAAAAUACGGAAUGAGUUGGAAGGGAAAACCUACCUUCUCGCACUUGAUGAUGUCUGGGAUGAGGAUUUUAGGACUUGGGAGGACUUAAGGAGUAGCUUGCUGGGAAUAAAUGAAAAUAAAAGAAGUAGCAUUCUUGUCACAACUCGUAACGAAAAUGUAGCGGUGGUAAGGGCAACACCUCAUGAAAAUAGGUAUCAUCUUAUGCCACUGAUAGAUGAUGAGUGUUGGGCCAUAAUUAAAAAUAGAGCAUUCCAAAACUCUUCAAUACCUCAAGAAUUGGAAGCUAUUGGAAGGGAUAUUGCUCGCGGAUGUGUAGGUGUGCCAUUGGUGGCAAAUGUUAUAGGAGGAACAAUGUGCAACAAACGGGAUAUAGGUGAGUGGGUGUCACUCAGGGAUAGUCCUAUUUGGUGUUCUUUGAAAAAGAACGAAGGGAUUGUACGUGUUUUGAAAUUAAGCUUUGAUCGCUUGCCUUCCUCAUCAUUAAAGCAGUGUUUAGCAUAUUGUUCAAAUUUUCCGAAGGAUUUUAUGAUCGACAAGGAGCAAUUGAUCCAGCUUUGGAUGGCUGAAGGCUUUCUCCAACAGCCUGAAGGAAAUUUCCAGCUAGCAUUUGAGGAUAUUGGUAAUGAGUACUUCAAUGGCUUGUUAUCAAAUUCCUUAUUGCAAGAUGUGGAAAAGGACCUCCUUGGAUGCAUUACAGGUUGCAAGAUGCAUGAUUUAGUUCAUGAUCUUGCACAAUCCAUAAGAACUUCAGAAACGGAUAAUACCAUGUGGUACUCUUUGUUUUCAAAUUCUAGCUUCUUGCACAACGUAGCGGACUUCAAAGGUUUACGGGUUCUUAAUUUUUGUGAUGCUUAUAUUUCCUCCCUGUCGGAGUCAAUUGGUAGGCUAAAGCAUUUGAGAUACUUCGAUAUCUCAAAUACUCGCAUAGAUAGACUACCGAAAAUCCAUUACUCAGCUGUACCAUUUGCAGACAUUAAGAUUGUUGACGUGCCAUUCUCUUGGAAAACUUCCUAA
Durio zibethinus is the source of this 1611-nucleotide messenger RNA. Lineage: Eukaryota; Viridiplantae; Streptophyta; Magnoliopsida; Malvales; Malvaceae. The record is from RefSeq and is a predicted model, not a curated record.